CCCCUAGCGUCAUCAUCACGUGCCCACACCACUUAUCGCGUCCUCCCUUUCAUCCACGUCUUUCCACCACUACUAUCACGUAACCACUACUAUGACAACCCUCGACCCGUCCGACCCACGCGCACAGCUCGAACGCGCCCGCUUCACAACACACGCCGAGAUCCUCGCGAUCCACGCCGGCUUCGGAAAGCUCAAGGAGCGGUACCCAAUCCGGCCGGAUGUGUACGAGAAAUUCGCGCUUCACGCACACAUUCUCGGUGUCUGUGCACCCUCGGAGGAGGAGGGGGGGAAGGAGUGCGGGGGCGGAGGAGAUGCGGCAGAGCUAUCAGAACCAGAACCAGAACCAGAACCGCCGCUGGAACCAGUGCCCGAGAUAGAAGCGCAACCCGAAGCUGAGCCUGAGCCCGAACCACUGCCCUCCCCCGAACCCUCCCCCGAGCCACAACCCGUGGUAUCCCGAAAACGUGCGCGUCCCCAAUCCCAGAAUCUGCGGAAUUCGAAGCCGCAACCCUCGAAACCGAAGGCGCCCACGCGCGCCAGUAAACGUGCCCGCAACCGGGCCCCUCCACCACCACCACCACCACCAUCGGCUCCUCCCAUUUCGAAACGAAAAUCACACGCCGUCAGUCAUCCCAAUCCCGGCGACGACGUGCUGGUAAACCGUAUCCCGGAACUACCCCCGCCGCGGAGAAAGUACGGGCGCGGGAGAGCGGCGGGAUUGGAUAUCAACAUGUUUCUAGAACUCUGUGCGCGCGAGCGGAGAAGGAACAGGCAGUGGGGUGUUGCGGGCAACGGAGGGUGUUUGCUCCAGAGGAAUUUAAGGAGACGGAAGUAGGCCUGCGACACUGGUCAGGCUGCAAAUGAUGAAUGCAACUGUUGAAGGUGUUCGCGGAAAGUUGCAGAUUGGGUGUUGAUGCAGUACCCGGAUCCUGUCUGCGCCAGUUGUGUCCAUCGUGUGAUGUUAAAGCUGCUUUUUGGUCGGUCAAGAUCUGCCUGAUUCGAUGCAUCCAUUGAUAAACUAUCGUGGAUCAUGAUAGGAAGCUGUGGGGCGAAAACGGGGAUGGCGGGGAGGAGGAAGAAGCCUGAACGGCCGGAAGAUGGGUGAGGAGUUCCUAGUUUCCACCACCAGAAACCCCCCGGUCUCGCCGGUCUUGCCGGUCUAUUCACCCAACGGCGCCCUUCUUGCUCCGUAGAUUGCCAUUCCUGUCUAAUAUGUAUCGGAACACAUAUUGCCCUGCGUAUCUAUCACAUGCC
Molecule: messenger RNA, 1254 nt
Organism: Tricharina praecox
Lineage: Eukaryota; Fungi; Ascomycota; Pezizomycetes; Pezizales; Pyronemataceae
Exons: 2
Coding region: 92-835 (247 amino acids)
Source: RefSeq, a predicted model, not a curated record